AUGCUUAAGCAACAUGAAGCAACUGCUCGUAGAGCAAUCCGCAAGUACGAACAAGCAGGAAGCACUGCUCGGAAGGUGGGUUCUGGUCGCCCUAGAAAAACGUCUCCAAGAGAUGAUCGUUUCUUGAGAUUGCGGAUUUUACGGAAUCGAUCAAACACUGCGGUAAAUGUUCAGCAAGAUCUUCGCCAAAUUCGUGGUGUUGCAAUAAGUAAGCAGACGGUAUGUAGACGUCUAAAAGAAGUUAAUUUAAAAGCUAGGAGACCUGCAAAAGGUCCUAAAUUAUUGCCCGAACAUCGUGCUGCUAGAAGAAAUUUUGUUCAAAAUUAUGGAGAAUGA
Messenger RNA from Onthophagus taurus, 336 nucleotides. Lineage: Eukaryota; Metazoa; Arthropoda; Insecta; Coleoptera; Scarabaeidae. The record is from RefSeq and is a predicted model, not a curated record.